AAAAUAAACGACCCCGCGCUCACCUUGUAUUAAAACUGGCGCGCGGUAAAAGGGAAGAAGAAGAGGAGAAAGUGGGCCAAUCAGAACGUUCAAAACAACAACCACUACCACUACCGCUUCCGUUACCGUCCUUCUCCCCCCCGAUAUCCAUCCGCGUCGCGUCGUUUUGGCCAUUUUGCACGCGACCACCAACGCGUUCGGUUUAACAAUUGUGUGUGCGUUAUUUUUUCAAUUUUCCAACGGUGAAAAUCCCGGAUUUUUUCAUCAACAAAUCGUGAAAAUGGCCGAUAAUAAAGUGGAAAACGCUGAUGUGGCGGAAGAAGUUUGUUGCCUGAAGGAGAAACCGACGACGGAGAAGAAGGCGGCGGAGGAAAAGAAGGAGACCGUGGUGAAACCGACCGUUGACGAAGGGAAGGAAGAGAAAGAGGCUGAAGAAAAGGCGGAAAACGGCGACGCUAAAGAGGAAAAUGGUAAAGAAGAGGAAGAGGGGGAAGAUGAAACGGAAAAUGACAAAGAAGCAGAAUCGGACGUGAAGGCUUGUAAAAGGAAGUCGACAACCGGUGAUGCAUCAAAUGGGGUUGAAGCUACAACUCCAGAGAAGAAACAAAAGUUGGAAUCUAACAAAGGGGAUGAAAAGGACACCGAGGUGGCCGCUUAAUCGACCACAAAAAUAAAGAAAGCAGGAAUCUAAGCGAAAAAAUCGUACGUUUAAUUUUAUCUUUAUUUUUUAACCAUCCGAAAAAAAGAAAUAAGAGUAUAAAAAUUUUCCGUUUAGUUUAAAAUCACCCCCUUAAAAGAAUUUAAAGUUGUCGUUUAAUGUCGUUCUUAAAUAGUUUUUUGCUGUUAAUUUUUUUUUUCUUAAACGUGUGACGUAAAUAGAGUUUAAUAUUAAUGAAGAAAAAGGUAUAUUAUAUAAACUAUAAAGUAAAAGAUAAAAAAAUGGUGUACAUAAUCACGAUGAUGCGUUGUUUUGUGCAUAACAGGGAGUUAUUUUUACUUUUAGGUUUUUAUUUGUUUUUAUCCCUCCAAAAUUCCAAUUUAAUUAACCCUUCAAUUCAAAAAGAAUUGUACAAGAGAAUGUUUUGAAUAUAAAUAACCCAGUUAUUACAAUAUAAUUUAAGUUCAAAAUUAAGGGGUUAAAAAAAAUCCUCUCUCUUGCAUUUAAUUUAGAAUUCAACCCUUUUUUUCUGUAUUUAUUAAAGAAGGGAUCUCCUAUUUGUAUGAUUUUCUUCGUUUUUCCGUAAAAUUGUCUUUCGUUACAGGGUGUUCCAAUAAAUAAGUUUGAAUUAAAAAAAGUUUCAAAUAGUAGAAUAGAAUUAUCUCAGUGUGUACAUUUUUUUACAUUAAAAAAAAAAAUAUAUCAAUAAAAAGUUAAAAAUAAGAUGAAGGAGUUUUUGGACGCCCUGUAGAUAUAAAAAAAGGUGUUGUAAGUUUAGAAUGUGUGUGUUUAAAUAUUAUAAUUUUCUUUGGAUAUGAAAUUACUUUAAAAUGAAAGUAUAAAAAUAAAAAAAUAGUGUUUAAAUGUACUUAACUAUUUCUUAAGAAUUUACCUGACUAAUUUUUAAUGAUUAUUUCGCCCUCCCCAUAUCUCAUUUAGAAUAACCAUUUAUUCCUAUUAUUUAGGCGAUGAGUUGAGGUAAAAAUAAACUGUGUUGUAAAGUUUCA
Molecule: messenger RNA, 1665 nt
Organism: Onthophagus taurus
Lineage: Eukaryota; Metazoa; Arthropoda; Insecta; Coleoptera; Scarabaeidae
Product: prothymosin alpha-B
Source: RefSeq, a predicted model, not a curated record